Molecule: messenger RNA, 1924 nt
Organism: Dinoponera quadriceps
Lineage: Eukaryota; Metazoa; Arthropoda; Insecta; Hymenoptera; Formicidae
Gene: Uba4
Product: adenylyltransferase and sulfurtransferase MOCS3
Exons: 6
Coding region: 375-1697 (440 amino acids)
Biological process (GO): tRNA wobble position uridine thiolation; protein urmylation
Cellular component (GO): cytosol; cytoplasm
Molecular function (GO): adenylyltransferase activity; thiosulfate-cyanide sulfurtransferase activity; URM1 activating enzyme activity
Source: RefSeq, a predicted model, not a curated record
UGGAAGGGCACACACGUCACACGGCGGUGUUAUUUUGGUAGUGCGGUAUUUCCGAUAACGCUGAGUCGAGCGUUAUUAAUAAGUCAGUGUAAAGAAUAUCAUCGAGAACGUCCCACGCGGGAUAUCCGCCAGAGUAAUUAAUUUUUAAUUAUACGCGUUUUCGAGAGUUCGUUGUCGCGUACGUUGUUGCGUUGACAAAAUUCCGAGAGGUUAUGAUGCGGUACGGUUAGGCGCGUUAUUACUCAUUGAACGCCAAUUUUUCAUUUAUACGAUCGUCGGCGUGUGUCGACUCGAAUCGUAUAAAUGGAAAGCACCGAGUCCUGCUCAUCUUUCAGCAAAAACUGAGCCGAUCAAGAUCUCGUGUCACCGACAAAAUGUCAACAGAGAAGAAAGAGGAAGACCUGAAGGCAACGAUCGCCGAAUUGCGUGCAGCAUUGCGCGCGAAGGAGGCCGAGCUGGCCGAUUUGCGGCGCGAGAAGCAAGUCGUGCAGGAGUACGGCUUGAGCAAUGACGAGAUCCUCAGAUACAGCCGACAGCUCUUCCUGCGGGAAAUCAAUGUGCGAGGCCAGAAGAGGAUAAAGGACAGUUCUGUACUUGUUGUGGGAGUCGGUGGUCUCGGUUGUCCCGCUACUUUGUACUUAGCAUGCAGUGGAGUUGGUCACAUUGGCAUGGUAGAUUAUGAUAAUAUUGAGUUAAACAAUCUUCAUAGACAAGUAUUGUUUGCGGAAUCUAACAUCGGUACUGCCAAAGUAACAGCAGCGGCAGAAACCAUUAAUCGGCUGAAUAGCAAUGUUAAGGUCACUCCAUAUAAAGUCCAGCUGGACAGCAAGAAUGCUCUGGACAUCAUAAAGGAUUAUGACAUUGUGUUGGAUGCCACGGAUAACGUAGCUACGCGUUACUUACUGAACGACGCUUGUGUCUUGAGCGGGAAGCCGCUGGUUUCCGGGUCGGCGCUGAGGUUCGAGGGGCACUUGACGGUGUUUAAUUACAACGGCCCUUGCUACAGGUGCAUAUUUUCCGAGCCUCCACCGCCAGAAACUGUGACCAACUGUGGAGAUGGAGGCAUUCUCGGUCCAGCUGUGGGAACAAUUGGAGUAUUGCAAGCACUGGAGGCGCUAAAAAUCAUGCUCGACCUACCGGACGUAAUGUCCGGGCGAAUGUUACUGUUCGACGCGAUGGAAACCAAGUUCAUGAACGUACGGCUGCGCCCGAAGAACCCGGACUGCGCCGUCUGCGGGGAACACCCUGCGAUACGCGAGUUGAUAGACUACGAACAGUUCUGUGGCGCGAAGGCGAACGACAAGGAUCCCAAUUUGAACUUGCUCGAGAAGGAAGAGAGGGUAACGGUCGAGGAAUUCGAUCGAAUCGUGAAGGACGAUUCGGAGCCUCGCGUGCUGAUCGACGUGCGUUCACCUGAGGAAUAUCAGAUCUGCCGUCUAGAGGACUCCAUCAAUAUUCCAUUCACGGAAAUCGACAAGGACCGUAACUUGCAGCGGAUAAGAGACAGCAUAAAGAAGGUGCAGGAGGAGGAGCAUUCAGUAAAUUUGUAUCUUCUAUGUAGACGUGGCAAUGACUCGCAAAGGGCUGUACGGUGUCUGAAAAAGGUAUUUGCCGAAAAUGCUCGAAGCAUAAAGGACAUCAUCGGAGGCAUUCACGCUUGGAGCAAUAAGAUCGAUUCCAGUUUUCCAAAAUAUUAAAUAGAAAUAGACAGAAGAUAAGAGACUCGAUACAAUUGCAUCUUGUGAUACAAGGAAACGCCGCUUUCCGAAGAAUUCCGAAGAAUCCGACACAUUUUGGAAUUAUAUAUACACACAUUCAUAUCACGUUUAAAGGUGUAUUACAUUAGUCCGUAAGUUCCUUCCUUUCUCUCUCUCUUUCUCUCCACAUCUAUCGUUCCCAAAAAUAAACAUAUAUUCACAUUCUA